CCCCGCCGCCGCCUCCCCCCCCCUCGGACACCCCUUGGCCCCCCCGGGACCCCCAGCUGGCGGCGGCCGAGGUGGGGGUCCUGGCCGUCGUCUUGACCUUGGCCUUGGGGGGCAACGCUUUGGUCUUGCUGGCCUUGUCCCGUCGCCCCGGGGGGGGUCCCCGACCGGCCCCCCCCUUACGCCGCUACCUGCGUCACCUCAGCGUGGCCGACCUGGGGGUGGCGGGGGGGCAGGUGCUCCCCCAGCUCCUCUGGGACGUCACCGACCGCUUCCGGGGGCCCGACGUCCUCUGUCGCCUCACCAAGUACCUCCAAGGGGUGGCCAUGUUCGCCUCGGCCUACGUGGCGGUGGCCAUGGCUUACGACCGCCACCGGGCCAUCUGCAGGCCCCUGGGGGGCCACCGCUUGCGGGGGGGGGGACGUUGGGGCCCCUUGGCCACCGCCUGGACCUUGGCGCUGCUCUUCGGGUUGCCCCAAGUGGGGAUUUUUGGCCAGCGGGAGGUGGGGGCCGGCGAGAAGGACUGUUGGGCCGCCUUCAUCCAACCUUGGGGGGCCCGGGCUUACGUCACCUGGGUGGCGUUGGCCGUUUUGGUGGCCCCGGCGGCGUUGCUGGGGGGGUUGCAGGUGGCGGUGACGCGAGCUUUGGGGACGCGGGGCCAGCGGAGGGGGCUGGGAAGGGCCAGGGCCAAGAGCCACCGGAUGGCCAUGGUGGUGCUGGGGGUCUACGUGGGGUGCUGGGCCCCCUUCUUCUGCGCCCAGCUGUGGGCCGUGUGGGACCCCCGGGCCCCCGUGGAAGGGCCGGCUUUCACCAUCCUGAUGCUGCUGGCCAGCCUGACCAGCUGCACCAACCCCUGGAUCUACGCCGCCUUCAGCACCAGCCUCUCCCGCGCCAUGGCCCGAAUCCUCUGCCCCUGCCGCCGCCCGGCCCGGCCCCCCCCCGCCCCCCCCGCCUCGCACGCCUAGCCCCUCGCACCAGGGCUCGCACCAGGGCUCGCACCAGGGCCACCGGGGCCGGCGCCAGGAUGGACCGCGGGGGCUCACGCGAGGGCCGCGGGGACUCAGGCGAGGACGGACCGCGGGGGCUCGUGGGAGGACGGAGCGAGGGACUCGUGCGAUGACGGGGCACGAGGGCUUGCACGAGGGCUCGCACGAGGGCCACCGAGGCUCAUGUCAGGAUGGACCAUGGGGACUCGUGCGAGGACGGACCACGGGGGCUCGUGGGAGGACGGAGCGAGGGACUCGUGCGAUGACGGGGCACGAGGGCUCGCACCAGGGCUCGCACCAGGGCUCGCACCAGGGCCACCAGGGCCGGCACGAGGAUGGACCGCGGGGGCUCACGCGAGGGCCGCGGGGACUCAGGCGAGGACGGACCACGGGGGCUCGUGGGAGGACGGAGCGAGGGACUCGUGCGAUGACGGGGCACACGAGGGCUCGCACGAGGGCCAGCACGAGGGCCACGGGGGCUGGCGCCAGGAUGGACCACGGGGGUUGGCACGAGGAUGGACCACGGGGACUCAGGCGAAGGUGGACCACGACCCGCAUCCUCUGCCUCCAUCACCGUCCCGCCGCACACGCCCAGCCCCUCGCACGAGGGCUCGCACGAGGGCCACUAGGGCUGGCACGAGGAUGGACCGCGGGGACUCACGCGAGGGCCGUGGGGACUCAGGCGAGGACGGACCACGGGGACUCGUGCGAGGAUGGACCGUGGGGGCUCGUGGGAGGACGGA
Chroicocephalus ridibundus (black-headed gull) is the source of this 1726-nucleotide messenger RNA. RefSeq names its product vasopressin V2 receptor-like. Lineage: Eukaryota; Metazoa; Chordata; Aves; Charadriiformes; Laridae. Gene Ontology annotation, molecular function: vasopressin receptor activity; peptide binding. The record is from RefSeq and is a predicted model, not a curated record. Gene Ontology annotation, biological process: positive regulation of vasoconstriction; cellular response to hormone stimulus; G protein-coupled receptor signaling pathway. The annotation marks the transcript as partial. Gene Ontology annotation, cellular component: plasma membrane. The transcript has 3 exons.